AUGGCUGGAUUAUUUGAGAAGGUGAUUCUGCUGGCAGUGGUGUCUUUGGCCGUUUUGACCACGGUGAAGUCUUCGCCAGUGGUGGGACCAGAGCCUAUCCGUUGUGCUCCGUGCACAGAAGAGAAAAUGAACGAGUGUCCAGCCAUCCCUCCGGGCUGCAAACAGGUGCUGAGGGAGCCAGGCUGCGGUUGCUGCAUGGCCUGUGCUCUGGAACUGGGGGCAUCCUGCGGGGUUCACACAGCCCACUGUGCCGAGGGUCUCCGCUGCACUCCCAGGCCUGGAGAGGCCCGACCUCUGCAUGCCCUGACCAGAGGACAAGGCGUCUGCACUGAAGACCAGGGUCAAGGUAAGGAAGCUGACAGAGACUCUGAUCACGGCUCCCUGCAGUACCUCUUAGGACUCAAUAACCCCUCAGACUUCUAUGACACUGCUGAAGCCCAGGAGAGUAUCAAGGCCAAGGUUAAUGCCAUCCGCAACACACUGGAACAGCAGGGCCCCUGUCACAUUAGACUGCAUGCAGCCCUGGACAUGAUAGCCAGCUCUCAGCAGACACUGGGAGACAAGUUCACCACCUUCUACCUCCCCAACUGUGACAAGCUCGGCUUCUACAAGUCCAAGCAGUGUGAGUCAUCCCUGGUUGGGCCGCCCGCCCGCUGCUGGUGUGUUUCUUCCUGGAAUGGGAAGAUGAUCCCAGGAUCGAACGACCUCCCUGGAGACUCAGAGUGCCAUCAAGAACUUACUCACUGAUGGACUGUUAUCACUCAUAAACCCAUAUCACACACACACACAUACACAGAAACACACAUAAAUACCCACACAUAAACGAAAAAGUAAAUGUUUUGC
Myripristis murdjan (pinecone soldierfish) is the source of this 843-nucleotide messenger RNA. RefSeq names its product insulin-like growth factor-binding protein 1. The transcript has 4 exons. Gene Ontology annotation, molecular function: insulin-like growth factor I binding; insulin-like growth factor II binding. Gene Ontology annotation, cellular component: extracellular region. The coding region runs from base 1 to 747 and encodes 248 amino acids. The record is from RefSeq and is a predicted model, not a curated record. NCBI's taxonomy places the organism in Eukaryota, Metazoa, Chordata, Actinopteri, Holocentriformes, Holocentridae. Gene Ontology annotation, biological process: regulation of insulin-like growth factor receptor signaling pathway.